GGUACCUAUAAGUGUGCUACAUAGUGUAGUUCGUCGUUGGUCCAAGCUUUUUCUCCAACUGUCCUUUUCCCUGCGAACGCCAAGCCUUUGGCGCCUUGAUUGCUCACUGCACUUUCUAAUUCUUGUACCUUUUUUGGAUUGCUUCCUUCCAUCCCUUACCGGAUUUUACUGGGGAGGUCUUGACUGCUGGAGCUGACAUUGCAUUGUUCGUGUGCCCUUACUCCCGUCUUUGUCGUUGUCAUCUAUCCUUACGAAAGCUGCCCACGUACUCGGCUCGCGAUGCACCGGACCCCAGUGGCAGCUCAAUGAACGUCCGAGAUCCCUUCGAUCUACACCGAAACAGCAAUUCCGCCGCAUUCAACGUCCUCCGACUCACCGCAACCCAGGCAGCCGCCGGCAUCCGCGAGAAGGCCGUCGAGGUCGGCACCAAUGCGCUAGAGAAGGGCAGGCAAGCCGUCGAGGACAUGUCAUUCGCCGUGCCGAAGAACGUGCCGUCGUUUGCGAACCCGCAGAGAUUAGUCGAGGACCAGCUGUGGCCCUCUUCCGGCGCUACCGCUCGCUCUACCGGGGGACCCCGCGGCGGCCAGUCCGCCGGAGGACUGCUGGGAGGUGUGCAGAACAGGGUGGGCGGAAUCCUCAACCCCGACAGAAACGCCCUGCCCAUGUACAAGGACAAGCCGUACGCGUACGCGCCCUCCAAGCGGGCCCGCCCGCUGUACAGGAAGAAGAGGGUCCUGGGGCUGCUCACACUGCUUUGCCUGGUGUUCCUGUGGUAUUCAGGCACCUUCAGGGACCGCCACGAGAGGGCUGUUUCGUCCUUGUCCCGGUGGGGAUGGCUAAAGGCAGAGGAGGAAGCAGAAGCAAAGGGGGGCAAGGUGGACUGGUCAAAGAGAAGAGAACGGGUUGUCGAGGCCUUCGAGCUCAGUUGGGAUGCUUACGAGCGCUAUGCGUGGGGUCAAGACGAAUUCCACCCCAUACAAAAAACGGGGACAUAUAUGGCGCCGAAGGGCUUGGGGUGGAUUAUCAUUGAUUCAUUGGACACGCUAAUGUUAAUGAACCUUACAUCCCGACUGUCGCACGCAAGAGAAUGGAUUUCCCAAUCCCUGACCUGGGAUCAGGACCAGGACGUGAAUACGUUUGAGACUACCAUCCGGAUGCUGGGCGGCUUGCUGUCAGCACACUAUCUCUCAAACGAGUAUCCGGACCUCGCCCCGAUAGCUGACGAUAACCCCGGAGCGCCAGGAGAGGAUCUGUACCUGGAGAAGGCCACUGAUCUGGCAAACCGGCUGUUGUCGGCGUUUGAGUCGCCGUCGGGAGUGCCGUAUGCUAGCGUCAAUCUGGCCCAGUUCAAAGGCAUACCCUCACACGCCGACAUGGGCGCGUCGUCGACCGCGGAGACUACCACGUUGCAGCUGGAGCUCAAGUACCUUGCGAAACUUACGGGCGAGAAGCUCUUCUGGGACAAAGCGGAGAAGGUGAUGCAGGUGGUUGACGACAACGGUGCCAAGGACGGCUUGGUUCCCAUCUACAUAUAUGCCACGGACGGGAAAUUCAGGGGGAAUAACAUCCGACUAGGCAGCCGCGGUGAUUCUUACUACGAGUAUCUCAUCAAGCAGUAUUUCCAAACAAACGAGAAGGAGCCGGUGUACAAGGAAAUGUGGCACGAAGCCCUUGAUGGGGUCAGGAAGCACCUCGUCACGUAUACCGAGCCAUCCCGCUUUACCAUCAUCGGUGAGCGGCCAAGUGGCUUGGACUAUGAGCUGUCGCCGAAGAUGGACCACCUGGUCUGCUUCAUGCCCGGCUCGAUUGCGCUGGGGGCCACGGGCGGCCUGCCCGAGAAGGAGGCCAGGAAGCUCCCAACCUGGACCAAGCGGAAUGACGCAGACAUGCAACUCGCGCGGGAGCUGAUGCACACGUGCUGGGGCAUGUACAAGUACAUGGCGACUGGGCUUGCGGCUGAGAUCACUUAUUUCAACAUUGGCAAUCCGCCACUGGCCGAAUCCGCCCCACACUCGGCUCCUGCCGACUUCGACCCGGACCCCUACGCGCAAUGGCGGCAGGAUUUCGACGUCAAGCCCAUGGACAGCCAUAACCUGCAACGGCCGGAGACGGUCGAGAGCCUGUUUUACAUGUGGCGGAUCACGGGGGAGACAAAGUAUCGCGAGUGGGGCUGGGAGAUGUUCAAGAGCUUCAUGAAGCACACCGCCGUCGACAACGGGGGCGGGUUCACCUCGCUAUCCAACGCCAACAUCGUCCCGCCGAUGCCCAGGGAUAACAUGGAGAGCUUCUGGCUCGCGGAGACGCUCAAGUACUUCUACCUGCUGUUCUCCCCUGACGACCUGCUCCCGCUCGACAAGGUCGUCAUCAACACCGAGGCACAUCCGUUCCCGAGGUUCGAUAUGGGCCAGUUGUUCUCCACGGGGUGGAAGCGGAAACCCAGGGACAAGGACGGAAAUAUCGUUGCCGAGGGUUGAGAAGAACCCCCGGUAUAUCACGUGAGGGGGUCUUCCGGAUUGCAUUGAUGGUCCAAGAAAGCAUCGUCAAGCCUCGGCUAUCGUUUUACUUGGUUGAAAAAUGGCGGGAGUCAGGCUGCUUCUUUGUAUACAACACGUAAACGACAGCUUGGGACGCCGAGCUCGAGAUUGGACAUGAGUUGGAGUUUCAACUGAAUCUCAAGGAGCUAGUUCAAGGGACGGAAAGAUUAGGUAAUAUGCAACGGUGGGAUGCCGUCUACCUACAGAAGGGCUAAAGAACCAGCUCGAGAAAUUGGAAUUGGAAGUUGAAGCAAACUGCAUGAUCCGCUCUCAU
Phialemonium atrogriseum is the source of this 2808-nucleotide messenger RNA. RefSeq names its product putative mannosyl-oligosaccharide-alpha-mannosidase. Gene Ontology annotation, biological process: mannose trimming involved in glycoprotein ERAD pathway; carbohydrate metabolic process. The transcript is spliced from 2 exons. Lineage: Eukaryota; Fungi; Ascomycota; Sordariomycetes; Cephalothecales; Cephalothecaceae. Gene Ontology annotation, cellular component: membrane; endoplasmic reticulum. Gene Ontology annotation, molecular function: calcium ion binding; mannosyl-oligosaccharide 1,2-alpha-mannosidase activity. The record is from RefSeq and is a predicted model, not a curated record. Bases 306 to 2474 code for a protein of 722 amino acids.